Molecule: messenger RNA, 363 nt
Organism: Thrips palmi
Lineage: Eukaryota; Metazoa; Arthropoda; Insecta; Thysanoptera; Thripidae
Exons: 4
Coding region: 1-363 (120 amino acids)
Source: RefSeq, a predicted model, not a curated record
AUGGACGUGGGAACAAUCAUGGUGCGGCCGGGGUCCCAGCCCGCACCGCCCGCGGCGCCGCCCAUCGCGGAGGCAAACAAACUGGGGCUGCUGCUGCUACUGUCGUGGUCGCUGCUUGGCGCGCUCCUCGUGCCCGCCGUCGUCCUCAGCAUGCUGUACCUGCGCAGCCGAAUCUGGGCGGCCCUGGCAGCGGCCAGAGCGCGCCCCGUCGUCAUCUGGUUGGGCGUGGACCCCGAGGGCGAUUCCGGCCCGGGGGAGCUGGGCCCGUCAAGCUACUUCCUGCGGACGGGGAACCGGAUUCGUGGCGCCAAGGUUUCCCCCAGAAUUAUGAGCAUAUUUCCAAGUGAAUACGUUACUGGCUGA